Molecule: messenger RNA, 1729 nt
Organism: Hevea brasiliensis (rubber tree)
Lineage: Eukaryota; Viridiplantae; Streptophyta; Magnoliopsida; Malpighiales; Euphorbiaceae
Exons: 9
Coding region: 131-1729 (532 amino acids)
Source: RefSeq, a predicted model, not a curated record
UCCAUCCAGCCAAUCUCGCUAGAAUUGAAGCAAUAUAUUUAUGGAAAUUUUACAAAGAUGAAGGUCUACUUUCUAGUUGCACUUGAUCUUAUGCAUACUUUUGUCCUACUUCCCCAAGCUUCCAUCUCUGAUGCCAGGAGCCAUCCAAGUUUCAGUUCUGGAAUUCAUGGCUCUUCAAUCAUCGUCAUCCCUUGCACAAAUGUCCAUCAAGAUUUCCAUGGGUAAAAGAGAGCAUCAAACUUGGGAUAAGGGGGAGUUCUCUUUUCCAUUAACAACUCUUCGCGACAAUUUGAUAGUUACACUUCAGGAUGCUCAAGGAAAAGAAAUAUCACAUACAGUUAUUGAAACCAGGUUGGUGAUUGAGAAAGGCAUUUGGGAUGACAUAUUUCAGUUUGAAGGAGGUGGGCAUGUGCAUAUGAAGCUGCAGUUUGUCCUCAGUGAAGAAGAUCGCCACCGUAUCCGAGUCAUGAGAGAAUUGGCAUUGAGAAAGAAACGCAAUGAACUUCUCAAUAGUGAAGUUAGAAGUCCAACACAUGCUACUACCGUUGGUAGUAACAUUGCAUCAUCUUUGCAGCCCAAUCAUGAAGUCUCAGAUUCACAUAAAAGCCUUCUACAAAGUGAAGUGAUUCAAACUGGUCUAAGUUCAAACAAAGAAGGAAACUCAUUCUGUUCAGAAGCAAACAAAACCAAUAGAUUCAAAGACACUUCAUCCACCACUCCUAUGUCGCCUAGGUUUGAUAUACAUCAACGGGAAGUAAGCCAUAGGAUUUUGGUUGAGAAAGGUUCUACCAAUGCUCCUACCACAACCAUUCAUUCAGAAGAAGCUUCAUGUUUGGAAAGCUCAGGAUCAGUAGUUGCUGCAAAGAAUCAAGCCCCUGCAGAACUUAAGUUAGAUGGAGCUAAUGACCCAGAGAAGCAGAGCCCAGUGGUGAAAACUCAUAGCAAGAUAAGAAAUAUGAUUAGUGCCUUUGAAAAUAGUCUAAAUCAGGAUAUGAGACCUAACAUAAGACCAGCACCAAUAGGAUCCCAGUCAAGUAAGAGGAGAUUGGAUGUUUCUUCUAAAAGUAAACACUACACAGGAGACAUGCAACAAGCCCCAACAUAUAUCAGAAAAAGAGAAGAUCAAAUUGGUUUUGUUAGAGCUCUUGCUGGGUCUACAUCAUCUCGUGAGGCAGGUCAAUCGGAGGAGUUAAGAGCUGGACAUAUUCAUACUACAGGAACAACAGUAGAUUUGAAGGAUAAAGUUGAAGUUAUGCAUAAAGUUGACACACACAAAGUGAAAAAAACUUCUGAAAAAUUAGAAAGAGCAUCAACAAGUGAAAGAGCUUCUAUCCUGAGGAGAAUGCUUAUUGAAAAAGGUACACGAACAUUGAGUAACUUGUUUGCUGCGAGAAGACAUUCUGGUGACAAUUCCCUCAAACAAAAUAAUGGAAGAGAAAUUCAGCCAAAAGGUAUACAAGAUGUAAACAUUCAAGGUAAUUCAGACGAUGAACCUCAUUCCUCAGAAUGCUAUGGUUCCUGGAUAUUUCCUGAUGGAGGAAAACGCUUGUGCAUCACAACUGGUGGAAAACAAAUAAUGGAUCUAAUGGAAAGUUGCCAUGCCGAAGCAAGUAGCGAACUGGGAAAGAUGAGCUAUCCCACAGCAGAAAAUGAGAAAGAGGUAUUUUUCAUUUUUCUAUAUGGUUUUUACAGUCUCCUAAUCAUUGUUUUGCAAGUCAGUUUAGACUAG